UAGAGGAAGACACGAAGUAGGCAGGAGUGAUUCUGAAUCUGAAAUCAACUAGCAGCGCAGCACAGUCCGCGAAAAGUUUUUGUCAGUGAAAGAAGUGCUUAGUUUUUUCUCACGGGUGGAAAUUCUUGUUAAAUAUUCGGCUUUCCCUUUUUUGUUUCGAUAAUUCGAGGCGUCUGAAGAAGGAAAACGUAAAGUUUUUUUACGUUUCAAACAAAGAUUCGAGGAAGUUUUCCGAUCAAUUGUUGGAACGAAAUGGCGACGGAAGGCCAAAACGAGUCACUGCCAGCUACGGAACAAUCGGUCCCAGCGGAAGACAAACCAAAAGAAAUAACCAAACGCACAAUCCGGCUGGAAACAUGGCAUAAGAUAAAGGAACUGAAGCCGUUGCGGCGCUACUCCGUGUUCAACAAGAUUCCCAAUUUUGUUGGUUCCGAGAAGGCCGCCGAACUGCUCGCCGAAACGGAGGAAUUCAAAAAUGCAAAUUCCAUCAAGGUAAACAUUGACAUGGCCCAGGAACCGAUCAAGCUGGAGGUAGUCAAACACCACAAAACGCUGUUCGUACCGCCAGCUCAGAAAUCGCCGAACGUGUACGCAAAGAUCAAGAACUGCAACCCUGACGAGCUGGACCUGGUUACCCAGAAGAAGAUAAUCAAACUGCAGGGCAGCGAGGACACGUUCGAAGAAAUCGAUAUCAACGGUAUUGAAAAGCUGGAUAUGGUUGUGGUGGGAUCCUGUGCAGUUGACAGACUGGGCCACCGAAUCGGCAAAGGCAACGGCUAUGUAGAUUUGGACGUUGGCAUUCUCAUAUAUCUGGGAGUAAUCACGAAGGACACCCUAAUCGUGACCACAGUUCACGACCUGCAGGUGUACGAAACAUUGCCGGAAAAUUUGUUCAAAACCUACGAUCUACCGCUGGACCUGAUUGUGACACCGACCGAAGUGAUUCGCGUUGAAAAGCGCCUGACGCGCCCCGCCGGUAUCGAGUGGAAUCUGCUUUCGUCGAGACGUCUUGAGAUCGUUCCAGUUCUGAAGGAAAUUAAGGAACGAGAAGAGAAGUCGGGCAAGGUCAUUGAACUGAAAUCAGAAGAUACUGACGUGGAAAGUUACCAGCAGAAGGCACGCCAGCGGCGGUCAUUCCUGCGCCCACAGUCAAACAAUCGCCGACGAAGACGUUCCGAUCGAAGGGUAAGUGAAAAGCAACAGAACGGUACGGCCGAAAGUCACGAUGACGGCGAUGGCAACGAUAAAACCGAUGGCGAAGGAGAGGACGGCAAAUCGAAACAGCGUCAGCAUAAACGCAAGCCCCGUAAUUUCCGCCGUGGACCACGACGAUCCGGCAAGGAAGCGGGUGAAUCCGGUGCGGAGAGAUCAGAAGGGGAAGAUAACAGCAAGAAAGAAAAUGCGGGUGAAGGCGGAGAUCGCAAGAAAGGAGGACAGCGUCGUGAUCGCCGCGGUGGAAAUCAGAAGGGCGAGCGUAAAUUUAGCCGCGUCGAGCGGGAUUUGUGUAUAAGAGUAACGAAUAUUAGCCGCUCGAUGAGAAUUAAGGACCUCAAGCAGGAGCUGCGUAAUCGGGAUUGCAAUCCGAUUUUCAUUACCUGGAAUGGUUUCUACGGUAAGUGCUACCUGCAUUUCCAGAAGAAGCAGGAUCAGAACGACGAGCAGCAGGGAGCGGAACUGUUGAAGCAGCUGGAAAAUUUGACGUUUACUGUGACGCCGCGUGAGAAAGAGGGUGAGCCCGUGGGUGAACCGAAACAGGUGACCUUGACCUGCGAGAUUAUGAAGCGCAAAGACGGCGGUGGCGGUGACGCUUCCUCGCCAAGCGCUCCCACCACAAACGGAACAGUACUGGAGGGCAGUCGGAUUGAGACGACGGAUGUGACGUCUGUCUAAGCCGGCGCAGAAAACCUAAAAUAAGCGCUGGGGAGGUAAAACAAAAAAGAAAAUACAGCGCGAACAGAGUGCAAAAUAUCGGAGAGAAUCGAUUCCCGGUUUCGGAACCUGUCCGUAGCCGGAAGCGGUCUUCGUCGUGGCCAACGUGUCGUCCAAUCUCUUUGUCAGUUAGUUUCCCUCACAUCCACGUUGUUUCGAGAUAAUAUUUUUUACUAUGGAAGGAGGAAGCCUACGCUGUCGGCGCCGCGCCGUCGUCGUCACCGCUUGGAUGCAACCAAGUUCUUAUCCAGACAUUUUCGAAAGUACUUUCGCUGUUGGUCGCAAUCUGGCACACAUGGAUUUACCGCUGGAAAAUGCUUAAAAAAGAAGGGAUAAGACGUGGAAUUAUUUACCAACACAAAAGAAAGCGCUCGUUGCUGCAAGGCUUUGCUGGUUUUUAGCUAAUUGCAACAAGUUUGAAAAUUGGGCGCUCUAUCCUUUUUCUGAUAAAGGACCAAUCGAGCAGAUGUUAUUUUUUCUGUUACUUACAUUAGGAGAUAUUUUUCCAGAUAGAGAUUAUUUGUUAUUACGUUGAACUUAUCAGCUUUCCCUUCCAAUAUCUCAAAACGUACAUUCACUCACAUUAUAUGAAAAGAAAAUAAGUUCCCAAGAAGCCGAGUGGAAGAGAGCGAGAAAACCGCCGCGGUGUGCGCGCGAAAUCCGAUUUUUGCCUCCUUUUUUUGUGUCGAAAGCGAAAGAGAGACGAUAUUAUAGUGCGAAGCGAAACCAGAGAACAAAACAACAAAACCAACCCGAUCGUGUGUGUGAAAUAUAGGAUAAUGUGCCGCUAGGAGCCAAGAUUUUUUACUAGUGGAAAAUAAGCAAUUCUUUUUCCUGCUAUAGAAGGAUAAACGAUUGACGAACCAAUGAAUUAUUAUUAUUACUACAACUACAAAACAAAACAAUACUAUCAUCAUGUGUUAGAGCGACCAUUUUUUGAAUGAAUUACGAUCAAAAACGAUUGAAAUAUUUAUAUUUAAGCCACUGCUGGUAUAUAGAAGAAUCAAACGUAACACUGAGAUUUGCAAGCAAUGAAAUCAACAUUUUUCCUGGUUAGAAGAAGGGUCACUUGACCGAGAAAUAUUAUGCAUAUUGUCAAGAGAAAGAGAGAGAGAGAAUCACACAUGUGCAUGAUGCCUAUUUAUAUCUAUAUAAUAUUCAUUUAUGGUGUUAAUAGCAAAAAGGGUAAUUUUCUUCUUUGCACUUGAGCAAUACAUUAAAACGGGCAAACGGUACAUUGACGCGUGUAGGCAAAGUAACGCAAAGGCAGGCGUUUUUUGUACUCUAGAUCCAAAACAUAUUCUUUAGGUUAUUUAUCAUUUGACACAUGAUACACACAUGAUUGUUUUUUUGCAUUACGUUAAGUGCGACGAAUCAGCGAAACAAACAAAGAAAAAAAAAGAUAAAAUUAGUUUGUUAAAGGAAAACCAGAAGCGGUCGCCUUCACCGCUUGAGAGGAUAAAGGAAACAUUUUCAAGAAAGGCAGAUGUAUUUUGUGAGCCACGUUUUCAAUCGAACACGGGAGGAUCGCAAAUGCGCAACAAGUGUAGAAGCUCUGAUUUAGAAGAAGGCCAGAAAGGAAAAAUAUUUCUAAGCAUUACAAAGGUUAUAAAAUACGCGAGAAAAGCAGCUUACCUUUAUCUACAAUGCAGUGAAUUAGUUUAUCGAACGAAGAUAAAAUCAUAAUGAAAUUGAAGCAAGUAAUAAACACUAAAUGAAAAAAUUGUAACAAUUAGUUUAUGGUUGAAAGUUAUGUAAGAACGUCAUCGUGUGGCUGAUCGGGCAAAUCGCUACCGUGAAGUAUUCACGUAGAACCACAAUUUGAUGAGUGUUUGUCAAGAGUAGAGAGCAAACACCACGGCCCGAUCAUGCCAACGUAGAUUUUAGGGUUAAUGAGCAGGAUUCGAUCGGUGACGAGAAAAAAAAGGGCGAUCAACGAAACGAAAAAGAAUGACCUGUUGUUUCUCCGGAACAACCAAUUAAAGUAUGGUCAAAGAGGUCCUUGCUCGCCCUUGUCAUGUUUUCUCUCCUAAUAUUGAACUAGUACCUAUAUUUAAAACCAGAGAGCACUGUUCGAAUCCGUAUAACGAUUUUACCUAUGAAUCAUAUGUCAUUAUCAUUGCAAAUUACCGAAAAAAACUAACAAAAAAGCACACAUGUGAUAGUACUCAACUAGAAUGGCCCAGAUAAUCAAGCUAUCAAUCAUUUUUACAAAUUUUCUCGAAAGAGAAAGUGUCAUUUGUUGUUGGGAUUGAACAGUUUUAACAGAAGCCGUGGGCGCAAACUAGUUUUCUGCUGAUUUCUGCAGUCUAUAUAGAACAAAAAAUUAAAAAUAUCGCAGAACUACGCAUGUGUGCUGUACUAUUAACGUUUAUUUUGAACCCCGUUUAUAAAGUUUCGUAACGGUUUUGCAGCAUGCGAUUUCACUGAACAACGGUUCAUUGCAUUAGAACAAUGCUUAUAGGGUAAGUUAAAGAAGAAAAAGAUGAAAAAAAAAACAGAUCAACUAAUAACAUUUACAAACGAGUGAGUAAAAGAAAGAAAAUCACAAUGCCGCGUUAAUUCUAAUCAGAGUGUAAGGUUAAUAGGAUUGCGCAAAGCACCCACACAACAAACACACUAGGGACGAACGAUAACGAGGAAGAAGAGCAAGCAAAACGUAUAAAAACAAUUAGCGUGCUUGGAAAAGUACACACAAAACAAAAUGAAACGUAGGUUUAAAAAUUGAUUAUAAUACAUCUAUGAAACAAAUCAAGCAAGUAAAUAAGGAGCAAACUGGAAGGGAAGUUUUCCGAGACGAUCGACGCAAGAGUAAAUAAUAUUAAUCUGACUCGACCUUCGUUUGAGCUACACGAUCGGAAGUGAAAGCUUCACUUCCUUGUUGUUUUCCGUGUAUAAGAGUAAGGUUUACUGUAUGCUAACGUUUUCUUUUAACAAAAACUAAACCAUAAUACCACAGCGUUACAUUCACUAUUUAGGCUACCGUUAAUUUCACGACCUCCCAACAAAUGUUUCUCACUACAAACAACUACUAAUCACUAAAAACGAAGCAGUCGAGCGCUGUCCGUGUCUGUUUGGUUUUGUUUUUAUCACACGGCGGAGACACCGGAAUAAUUAAUCUUUUUAAAUCGUGUCACACCUUUCCCCCACUGUCAAAAAGUAAGUAAAACAAAUAAAUUAGUAUCUUAGUACAUUUUGGUGCAAGCGCACGCUGCCGCAAGAAGAAAAUACGCAAAUGAAUAUUAUUAUGUGAACAAGAGAAAAUAAAACUAGGCCGUAAAAUGCAAAAGGUUGAUGAUAAAAAAAAUGUUGAAAAAUCGUAUCUUUGGAUCCCCCGAAAAAAACAACUUCUUUCACUGUUUAUUCCAAAACAAAAUCAAACCAAGCUGCUGUUACCAGCAGCAGCGUUCGUAGCAGAUCCACGGGAAAACACCAAUCGAACAAACAAACACACACAGGAAAAAGAAUUAAAGCCAAAAAGCAAUUUUCCAAUUCCGAAAUUAGCAAGCAGAGCAGAAAAAUGGAGCGAGCUUGUGUAGCACAGCACAUUCAGAAAAACGGGGCUUGAUGUUAAGCUUUGAGCUGCAAGAAAAAAAGGAAGAGUAUCGGAAGCUCUAAAAGGAUAGAGACCACACUGAAAUAUCUAAUCAGAACAACAAAAAACAAACAACAAAAAAACAAAACGCCCAGGGAUUAAACAUAAACGAAAGAAGCAACAAGAAGAAGAAGAAGCAUUCACAACAAAAAAAAAACUCGAAAGAAAAGGCUAACCUGAAAAAAGAACAGCGGCGAGAGGCCCGAGCUCUAGAAGCUCUAGAUUCAUAACUCAAACAACUAGCCGAACAACAAAACAAACGGUAACAAUUGAACACAACCACAAAACACACAACCUGUUUGAUACUGGAAAAUUAAGGAAAAAAUCAACAUUUGUAAGAAAAAUGAACAAUAACAGAAAAAACUUUUUGAAUAAAAUAUUU
This is a messenger RNA of Sabethes cyaneus, 5906 nucleotides long. It is a transcript of the gene lost, whose product is annotated as methenyltetrahydrofolate synthase domain-containing protein. The transcript has 6 exons. NCBI's taxonomy places the organism in Eukaryota, Metazoa, Arthropoda, Insecta, Diptera, Culicidae. Gene Ontology annotation, cellular component: cytoplasm. Bases 253 to 1890 code for a protein of 545 amino acids. The record is from RefSeq and is a predicted model, not a curated record.